Molecule: messenger RNA, 2082 nt
Organism: Fusarium coffeatum
Lineage: Eukaryota; Fungi; Ascomycota; Sordariomycetes; Hypocreales; Nectriaceae
Exons: 6
Coding region: 1-2082 (693 amino acids)
Biological process (GO): protein K11-linked ubiquitination; positive regulation of mitotic metaphase/anaphase transition; anaphase-promoting complex-dependent catabolic process
Cellular component (GO): anaphase-promoting complex; nuclear periphery
Molecular function (GO): protein binding
Source: RefSeq, a predicted model, not a curated record
AUGGCGCAGCAAAAUCAGCUCGCGCUCUUCAGCGUGACCGAGUUCCACGAUAGGGCGCCUGAUGGAUAUCCUGUGAGCUGUCCAACCCUCAAUCUUUCUGCAAUCUGGGAUGCAGCAGACAGGAACCUACUUGUGUACAGGCCGUCGGGACAAGUCGUCUCCAAGAUCCAUCAAAUUGGUACACCAGGUCAGAAGGCACCUGACGUGCAAGCAGUCACUUGGAGAUCUGAUGGCCAAUUCCUUGCUGUUGGAUGGAGCGAUGGCUUUGUCCGACUCAUGGGACUCGAAAACAACAAGGCUGCCCAUCAUAUUAAAGUUGGAGACACACCCGGGAAUAAGAUCACACACAUUGGCUGGGCGAGUAGUAGCAUUGCUGGCAAGAGUUCGAAUGCGGUAUCUCGGGCCUUGGGAAACAACUUGGAUGAAGAUUCGGCACUUGGUGGAGAUGGCCUUCCGUUAGAUCUCCCACGAGAAUUGACGUUCCUGGAAGUCGACACAGCCUUGCCCAAGAUCAGCCCUCUCCCGAACAGUAGCGCUGGCUCAGGAGAAGACGCAUUGGUGUUUACAUUACGCACUGGCAUAGACUUCCUCUUCCAACCCCCGAAGCCGGAGGAGUACGACCAAGUCAGCGUCAUGAUUGUUGGGACGAGUGAUGGCCAGCUCCAACUCAGCAUCUAUGACUCUUUCAUCAUCGGAAAUUUUGAGUGCCCCAGUAUUGACGCUUCAUCAAGCUCACAGCUUAUCCUUCAUGCCUCGCACCCGCAAGUAUCAACUCAGGCAUUGCUUGUUGCGAACAAAACAGAUGAGCCAGCAGAUGUACAUUUGGUGCCGAUAGACCUGCCUUUCGUAUCUUCCUCUCCUAUCAAUCUCUCUCUUCUUGCUUCGAAAUUAACUACACUCCAGAAACUUUUGAGGUACCUUAAACAAUCACAGCUUCACAUGCAAGUCGAGUGGCGAAACACGCGAGAGCUCCCUACAAGGUUUCUACGAAGUAUUGAAGGUGGUCUUGAAAACCUCGAGACUGGACCACAAAGUGUGGUUUCAGCACUAUACCACUUAGCGGUGACAGGUCAUGCCUAUGAGCCUGUACGUGAGUGGCUUGUGGAAAGUCUGGCAGAACGGGGACACAAACGAUGGGACAAAGCGGUUGUCUCUGGGCUGGAGGGUCUUCGAAACUUAGUCCACGAGAACUUCCUUCCAGCCCUUGAGCGUUCCGCGAUCAUCUUGAGCAGGUUACGAGGUCUGGCUCAAUACCAUGACACCCGGGAUGACAUCGGAUUUAGUCUCCAGCAGAUUAGCCGCCUGAUGGAUAUUGUUCAAUGCCUCCAGCUUGCCGGCCACAAGAUUUUGAUCAACGUGAUGGAUGAGCUUGAAAGCUUCGUUGCAUUCUCCACAUGGCUUCGCUUCCAGAUCGAUCGGCUAGCUUCGUCCAGCUCCAUGAAUGAAGAACUCACAGAAAAGGAGGCAAUUAUGGAUGUAGGAAAGGUCCUGACCUAUAUCGAGCAUUACCUUACCGACAGUCCCCUCAGGAUCUUCUUCGAUGAGAUACCAAGCGAGGAGUAUGAGAAGAUCUGUGCGCAUAUAGAGAGCCGCCCAAGUCUCCUUCACACUCUUGAUCAACAGUUAGCAAAGUGGGAGAACGGCCUCUCCGGCCUGCAAGCUCUACCGCGUGUCGAGUUUCUGGUCUCAUACGCAACAAACCAGGCAAACAGCACAUUCAAGGGUAUUGCAGAGGCAAAGAAGCGCAGCGUCCGACUUGGAACCCCAAUCAGACUUUCCACUGGCGGGGUUAUCUCACAAACUGAUAUGAGGAUGAGCAAAACGAAAACCCAGGGAACAAGCGUUAUAACGGCUUUGGCAGCAAAGGAGAUCAAGAACGAAGUAGGUGUUGAUCUGGUUCAAGUUCAAAUUUUCUGUGUUACAAUCGACAUCAUAAAUGGCAUCAGCUCCAAUCGACCCCCAACGAGCUGUCGUAUCGACCUCCAUACACGUACCCUUAUCACAUUCAAGUUUCUCAACGACGAAACACUUGUCAUUCUGUGCAACGAUCCUGGUAAGAUUAUGAUAAUGCCGUAUUUAUAG